Messenger RNA from Biomphalaria glabrata, 4543 nucleotides. RefSeq names its product echinoderm microtubule-associated protein-like 2. Gene Ontology annotation, molecular function: microtubule binding. Gene Ontology annotation, cellular component: mitotic spindle. Bases 157 to 3447 code for a protein of 1096 amino acids. Gene Ontology annotation, biological process: microtubule cytoskeleton organization. NCBI's taxonomy places the organism in Eukaryota, Metazoa, Mollusca, Gastropoda, Planorbidae. The transcript is spliced from 26 exons. The record is from RefSeq and is a predicted model, not a curated record.
GACAUUGGUGAAGGAGGUGGAACUGGGAGCAACAGAUGAAGUUUAAAUGUGGGGAUUAAAACUGAAGUAUUUCAAUGAUCUUUGGAUAAAAGCAACAAUUUAAAAAACAACAACAUAUAAUCUGUAUCAUAUAACGGUAUAAAGUAUUGCAAUAGAAUGAUCUCAUUGGUUGAGCUCUUGCACUCGCCACGUCCAUAUUUUGAUAACUUCCCUGAUGUGUCCGACGACUCAGUAGACAUGCCGGAGACCCCUACGUCCAGGUCACGAGGUCAGAAGGCUCCUGGCUCCGCUGUGUCCAGGCAAAAGUCUCCGAGGCCAGGUGUACAGCGGAGUUCAAGUGUGAACUCAUUGGAGAAGAAUGAAAGGCCACAGAGCAAACAACGUCACAGAAAUGUCAAAACAAAACCAGACGUGGAUGACUUGAGUGAAGCAGAAGACAACAAGGAAUCUGACUCCUCUGACCCGGAAGAGAAGCUCUGCACAUGCCUGGAGGCCCUGCUGACUGAGUGCAGCCGUCAGAGACUGAGAGCCUUAAGGAUGAGUCUCCGUCACUAUAGCAACGUUGACAACAGAGUUUCUUUCAAGGACAUUCAGACCUCACUACAGGAGAAUCAAGUCCGACUUAGUCAAAGAGCCUUGACAAUGAUAUCGGAGAUUUUUGAAGAUGGACAAGGCAUAGACUAUGAAAAGUUGUACGCAUGUCUGACCAAGGCCCACCUCAGAACAGGAAGAGACAGUAUCAAAGCCAGAAACAAAAGGAAUGAUCUAAAUGUCAAACAGGCAUUAACACUUGAACAAAUAGACCAGGAUUUUUUAAGACGUCUGGAAGAGCUACUAGUCAAAGAUCAAACCUAUUUUGACGUGCCUCUACUGAGAAACGAGUUCUCCAAGUGGGACCAACACAGAGUUGGACAGAUGGCCAAAGAAGGGGCUCAGUUGAUCUGCUGCGAGAGGACAGCUCUGUAUGGGGCUCUUCUAACCAAUUUAAUCAACAGAUGUGACGAGAACAAAGACGGGAAAAUAAGUUGGCCUUUGCUGCUGAACUUUUUAGAGAAAGCGCAAGCCAAAGCUUGGGAGAAACACCCAGAGCUGGCAACCCUGCCCGAGAAAGUGAAAGAGGCAGCAGCUUUACGUAUUGCUACGCCUGGUCCAAUAGAUGAGCUCUCCUCCAGCACCAGGUCUAAAGUGAUGACCAAGCUGUUAAAGAAGACUUCUUUCCGACGAAAUUCGUCAACAGACAACAAUACUCCAGAGCCACACAAACCAAAAGAGGACCCAGCCGGAGAUACGCUACCCGAAACUGGAGUCAAGGUUGACAACCCUGCACCGGAUGUCAAGAGAGCAAACCCAUUCGCAAAGGACAAGAAUACCAGAACCAAAGACCCUGAUGGUAAACAAACUUCCGAGUUGAAAAGUGAACCUCGUGGUCAAGACAAGAAAGAGAACAUUCCAGAAGGGAAAGACGAUGUGUUGGAUAGCAAAGUAACCAGAAUACCAUCCCACGAGGUCAAGGCUGUGGUACCCAAUGAGUACAAGUCAGCGCAAGUGACCUCUGACCCACCAAGUGAACGUCUUCAACUAGAAUGGAUUUACGGAUUUCGAGGGCACGACACAAAGUUCAACUUGUGCUUACUGGCCAGUGGCGAGAUCAUCUACUUCAUUGGUACAGUCGUCAUUCUGUAUAACCACCUUGACCACGUCCAGAGGCAUUACAGAGAGCAUACGGAGUGCGUUAGAUGCAUAAGUGUCCACCCUGCAGGAAUGCUAGUAGCCAGUGGUCAGUAUGCCAGCCGAGAUGAAAAGGGGCAUCAAGCACAUUUCAGACUCUGGAGGUCAGACACACUACAGACACUUCAUGUGCUUGGUGCUGGGCUUAUGGUCAAGUGCGUGGUGGCGCUGUGCUUUAUGCCAGGCGAGGAUAUCCUGGCAUGCGCAGACAACUCCCAAGAAAAGAAACUGACUCUCUGGGACGUGAAAGAAGGAAGUCUGGUGGCUGAGACAUUUAUCUCUACUGAGCUACUAUGCGAUAUGGGCUUCAACCCAAAGUACCCUGAACUGCUGGUCACCUGCGGGAAAGAACAUUUGUCUUGGUGGAAGGUUUAUGUAGAGGCAAGGCGUGUCCAACCUUCAGCGCAGCCCAAUUAUGAGGGUUUCCUGAAGGCGAGAUACAUCAACUGCUUAAGCCACAACCAGAAGGGCGAUCUCAUUACAGGGGAUUCUAAUGGAACAGUCUACAUUUGGGGGAAUGGGGGGAACAGCAUAACAAACUUCGUUAAACACGGACAUGAUGGGUCUGUUUUAAGUGUGCUUCAAUAUCGAGGUCAUCUUUUGACAGCCGGGCGGGAUGGGGCAUUUCACUGUUGGUCCUGGCGGAAGAAUAUGGACAAAGAAGGAACACUGCAGUUGCCGAAAUCUGAAGGUGGAGCCCGAUGCCUGCUUCUACUACCCUCGGAUGAUGGCGCCACCUCUACCUUAGUGCUGGGUACAACAAUGAACUCUCUGAUCUAUGUCAACUUAAACCAGUCGGCGACUCCUCUGGAAGGGGUCACUCUAGAUGACGUCCCUAUCACGCAAGGCCACACUGGAGACUUGCGAGCUGUGCAGAAGAUCGAGCAGUCGUUCCUUGGCGCUGACAUUAUCACGGCCUCUACUGAUGGCGUGAUUUGUAAGCUGAACUCGGAGACAAGAGAGCCUGUCUGGAAGCUAUGCAUGAAGGGCUAUCCGUUUCUCUGUGUGGACAUUAACAAAGAGGGGGAACUGCUUGUACUGGGGACCAAGGACGGACACCUGGUGAUCCUACAAGUGUUGAGAACGGACAUUUCAGUGCUGGAAAUUUACAAUAAAAAGAUUUCAACAGGGGCAAUCACCACUGUCAAACUUUCGCAAGAUCAAAAAAAGAUUGCGGCAGGAGGUACCGACAAAACUGUCCACAUUUACUCUCUGCAGUCAGUGGAAGGUAAAGAGGAGGAGGUUUGGGCUUUGUCAGGGAAAUGCCAGGGCCACUACGGACAUAUCCACGCCAUCGACUGGUCGAGCAACACGUUACAGGGAGAUCUCAUUAUUCGAAGUAGCAGUUCGAUACCUGAACAGAAGUUUUGGAAUGUCAAUACCUGUACCGAGGUACCUGGCGAAUUUAUGACUGAUGUGACAUGGGCGACAACUAACUGUGUCUUAGAUCACACUUUGAUAGGUCUAUGGAAAUCGAAACAGGCCAGCGAAGGUCACAUGACUUGUGUGGACGUCAGCCCUGCACGACACCUAGCUGCCAUGGCAACCAGUGACGGUUCCCUUAGUUUGUUCAGAUACCCAUCCUGUGCUGAAGGGGCUUUUAGUCACACCUAUAAAGCUCAUCACCACACCCACAACUUGUGUUUUACACCCAAUGGGCGGAGCGUUCUUACAGUGGGUGGAUCUGAUGAUUGCAUCAUGCAGUGGAAGCUUGUCUAACCACGUGAAGGAAGAUGGGGACACUUUGAGUUUUUUUUUUUGUCAUUGGACACAUGUUUGUUUGUUGUGAAAUGUUUCACAUGUUUUGGAUGUUCCUUCAGAGUUGAAGAUAAUUUACUUCCUAGUCCAAACCUCCCACAGUACGACGCGGGAUGGCAGCGGGCAGGGUUUGAAACCGGAACUAUCGAUAAGUCUGAACGACAGUCUAGCGCGCAAACCGCAAGACCAGGCAGCCUACAUUGGACAGAUUGGACACAUUGGCCAACAGCCUUUUUAAAAAUUUCUAAACAAGUCUUAAUUUUCUAUACAUUAACCAACAAAGAAAAUCCCCUAAAUCAAAACUUACCUACAUAAACAUUGACUUUUUAUAAUUAUAUCUUUACAAAAGUUCUAUCAUCUCACUCUGCAUGAUAAAAUGUUUGUACACGUUAUUUCUCCGACACCCAAUCUCGGAUCAAGCUGAAAUCUUUUCACAAUUAUUUCUUUUACCUGACAAAACAAGAAUAUAAAAAAACUAUUAACUAAUUAGUUAUUUUGUUUGGUGCCGAACAAGGAAAAUAAAUUGUACUUGACUGAUAUGGUGGUAUAAACUGAUUUAGUCCUCUUUAUAAGUCACCGCUUUAAACUAACAAUAAUAAUAAGGCUUGUCUUCGAGUCCGAAGAUUAAUGAGGAAUGCAGUAUUUCCCGUGGCUGCGCAGCCCCAACUAAAAAUAGAUAACUAAAAAACCUUUUAGUUUCAUAAGCACUUCACUAGCACAGUAAUUAGCGUUUCUGCUUGAGGAGGCUUAAGCCCCCUUUUUUUUAUAAAUGCAUUUUAAAAGCAAUUACGGUAACAUUCACGCAGAUACUCUCUUCUUUCACCCCACCCCUCUUUGUACACUACACGUUUUCAUCCGGAUGGAACAUAAAUGAUAUACAAAUAUUUGUGAAAAAAAAUGUUUAAAUAAAAUAAUAAACUUAAGCAAGUAGCCUACAAUUGAUUGGUAGAACGUAAUAGUACGGACAUUGUUCUAUGGUAUAUUGACUUCCACAGGCUCAAAUAAACGCUCUAAGUCACAAUAUUGGUUUCUAUGUUAGAAUUUUUGUGUUUUGUUU